This is a messenger RNA of Sinocyclocheilus grahami, 717 nucleotides long. Its product is annotated as ribonuclease inhibitor-like. Gene Ontology annotation, molecular function: protein binding. The transcript has 3 exons. The annotation marks the transcript as partial. The record is from RefSeq and is a predicted model, not a curated record. NCBI's taxonomy places the organism in Eukaryota, Metazoa, Chordata, Actinopteri, Cypriniformes, Cyprinidae.
GAUGAUCAACACCUGCUUCAACAUCACUGGCUCUUUAGCAGCGGAGAAACACAGUCUCAGAAAACUGUGCUACAUUUAGCUACAUUUACAUAUUCAUUAGCUGAAGAAACAGUCAGGAGCUCUUCUUAUUGUGAUUCAGUGUUCAGAUCAUGUCAUCCCAUGUUCCUGAGCAACCCUCUUUACAUGUCUUUAUUAUUAUUAUUUAUCUCUUCUAGAUUUUCUGGCUGUGAUCUCACUGCUCAGUGUUGUGAGAGUUUAUCAUCAGCUCUACAAUCCUCAAACUCUGUCCUGAGAGAGCUGGAUCUGAGUAACAGUCACCUGCAGGACUCUGGUGUAAAGUUUAUUUCUGAUGGACUGAAGAGUCCAAACUGUCAGCUGCAGAUACUGAGUCUUGCUGGCUGUAAUCUCUCUGCUCAGUGUUGUGAGAGUUUAUCAUCAGCUCUACAAUCCUCAAACUCUGUCCUGAGAGAGCUGGAUCUGAGUAACAGUCACCUGCAGGACUCUGAUGUAGAGUUUAUUUCUGAUGGACUGAAGAGUCCAAACUGUCAGCUGCAGAUACUGAGUCUUGCUGGCUGUGAUCUCUCUGCUCAGUGUUGUGAGAGUUUGUCAUCAGCUCUACAAUCCUCAAACUGUGUCCUGAGAGAGCUGGAUCUGAGUAACAGUCACCUGCAGAACUCUGGUGUAAAGUUUAUUUCUGAUGGACUGAAGAGUCCAAAC